AAAAAACGAACAAUUGGAAGAAGACAUUUUUCUUUCAAUUCGGUAAUUUAACAGUAAAUAACUGCAAUUAAUUAUAUUUUAUUAGCAAACAAUUAUACAUAAAAUAAUGAAAAUAUAGAAAUAAGAAUGUAAAUCAAAUAUUUUGUUGACAAAAUAUAAUAAAACAUAUAAAAGUGGAGUGAAAGAUUAAACCUGUAUACAAGGAAGCGAAUAAGAACACAAAACAUUAACUUUGCCAAUAAGUGCAGCUGCUGAUUAAUUAUUUAUAUAUUAUUAUAAUAUAUCAUUAAUAUAUUUUACAACAACGUCAUUUUCUACAAGUGUACUGCAAAAAUAAUAGAACCUACUUAAAGCAGCAAAAAGUGAAAGAAUACAUAAUUUGUGCAGAGGGCAAAGGAACACUUCACACACACACACACCAUCACCUCUGUGUGAACUGGUUGGUGUAAAAAAACCCGAAUUAAUAAAGUAUUAAUACUUCCUUGUCUGAAAUCUUUGCUUCCUCCAUCGAUCGCAUCAACACUUUUUCGACAUCUCACCUGUUUGCCGAGUGUGGAUAUGAAUUGUACAUUGACUAGAUGGGGAGAGCUGCCAUCGUUGGUAUUGGGCCAGAUUUACGAAUAUUUAGAACCUCAUGAUCGCCUUAAUGCCAGUCAAACAUGUAAACAUUGGCGCAGUGUUUUAUUCCAAAAGAGAUUUUUCAUUAAUUCAAAAUUUAAACUACAUAUUGACAACGAUCGUCAGUGUAAAUUCUUUCGCCAUACUUUAUACAAUCUGACGAACGAGCUUAUUAUUAUCUUCGAUUUCAUAAAUGUUUUCCAUAUUGAAAAAAUACGACGCAUCUUAUACAAAGUUGCACGAUGUGAUAGUUUACAAGGUUUACGUUUUCAAACAAACAAUGUGGGCCUAACGCCACCUGGUGAUAUAAGUGAAGAUAGUCUAGUCGAUAUUGAACAACUCUUUGUUGAACCCUUAAAAAUAUUCUUAAAUCGCAAGAGAACCGCCUGUAAAAUAUUGGACUUAGGUGCAAUUGAAGCUUUAACAUACUAUGGUUUAGAUUUCCUAAAAUCUUUGAGCCGGCCUCAAGAACUAAACGAACUAACAUUGGCCUCCAUCAAAUACGAUCCUAGUCAUUAUCCCAUGUUCGCCAUGGAGAAUACCCUAUUGCAAAAAUGUUCAUCUCUACAAGUACUAUCACUCGACUACGAUACGCUCAACGAAGAACUAUUGCAUACAUUGAAAGUUUUACCCCUAAAGAAAUUCUUAAUAUGUGUUCACGGUUUGGAUCGUCAUCAUCCGGGCAUAACGGAGAGAGCAUGGUCAGAAUUCUCAGCAAAUUUCAAUAAUAUCGAACUAAUUGUAACGUUAAUUUAUGCCUUUGAGGCUGUUGAAGUAUUGCAAAUGCGUAUAUUAAGACAAAAUAUGCCCAUAACACACUUGCGUGUAUUAUUCUGUGAUUAUAUGAAUGUUGACGCAUUGGAAUGGAUUUCUUUAAAUAACAGCCGCACUUUGAAAAGCAUACAAUGGAUUGAUUCCGCCUAUAAACAUUCCGAUAAAAAUAUUAUGGACUUAUUUUUACGCUCCGGACAAGAUCCAUUUAUAAUGAUGUCUUGGCGUUGCAAGAAUUUAGAAGAAAUUGUCAUACAUGGCUAUGUUUUGGAUCCCCAUAACAUUGUGGGCAUUUCUCGUUUACGUGGCCGUACCUUAAAACAUUUAGAGGUAUCAAUGAUUGAUAAUGCACCCACAGAAGCCAACAUAGAUUCCUUUAUUGAAGAAAUCAAUACAUUGUUGGGCCAAAAAUGGGAACCUUCAAAUCUCAAUAACAUGCAUCCAGCACUUGGCUAUAUGCCCGUAGCAGAUGAUGUACGUGAUGAAUAUGUCUUCGAUCUCAUACGACGUGAUAUUUCCAAUUAAAACCUGGAAACAAAUUAAAACUCAAAAUCCAAAACAAAUUUUACACUUUUAAAGAAAAUUUGUUUAUUAAUCUUUUUUGAUUAAGAAAUACACACAAAAGAAGUAACAAACAAACAAAACUACAGCAACUAUCAUUAAAUAAUCUGCAAUAUUUUUUAUUAUUAAGUGAAAAUCCCUUAAAAAGAAAACAUCACAUCAAACUGAAAAACAAAACACACACAAACAAACAAACUAAAAACAAAAAGUCAUGCCAACUAAAUCAAACGAUCAACGAUUUUUUGUCAUCAUCAUCUAAAUCUAAUUAAUAAAUUUAGCAGCGGGAUUUGCAGUAGCCGGAAUAUUUUACAAUGAUGUUGGGUAAAUAUAUAAAUAUGUAUGUAUUUUAUUAAGAAAAAUUGCAUGACAGUGAUAUAUUAUUAUAUUCUAUAAAUGAAAAUAUUAAUUUUUUUAUAAUUUUACGAUUUAUUUUUUAUUAUUAUUUUAUAUAUAUAUGUGUUAUAUUCUAUAUACUUUAUAAAUGUCCUUUAUACAACAAAUCUUUAAACAAUAUAAGAAAUUAUUAUAUAAUUUUUAAUUUAAAUAUACAUUAUUACUUUGAAAUUUAUUUUCAUUCAUGGCCAUUAGAGAAAAUUUUACACUGAACUAUAAACUCUUAAGAGCAACUCUUUAGAAACAAAAGAAAAACAAAAAUAUGCCAAAUUUUAUUAAAGAAUUGUGCAAAAUUUUAAUUUAAAUAUUGUUAAUUAUUAUAAUUUUGUUUUUAAACUUCGAACUUAAAAGUGGUUUUGAUGUGUUGGAAAAGUUAAAUAAUGAUUGAUAAACUAAACAUUUGAAUUUAAUGUACAUUAAUUAGAAAACGUUUAAAACAUUUUUUGAAACAAGCUCUUGUAAUAAAGAGCUUUAAAAAACAACAUUCCAAAAAGUUAUAAAAUUAUUAACAAAAAGUUCGUGAACAUGUAUAGGAUUAAUUUGGUAUUUUGAGAAAUAAACAAUGAAGUUUUAUAGUAAAACGAAAAACUGAAACUUAAGUCCAAAGUUACAACCUUAUAUAAAUAAAAGCGCCAAGCGCUGCGUUUUCUGCCGCUCAGUUGUAAUGCUAAAGAGUGUAAAUGUUUUGUCCAUGAUGAUAAAUAUUUUGUUUACUAUUUUAGUUUAUAGGUACAAAGUAUAUAAUAAGAAAACAAGAAAACGAAAACUUUAAUAAUAUCAGUUUCUUCAUCUUAUGCAUUCGAAAUUGGAUUUUGCAGUAGCUCAGCGUUCCUACUGCUCAACGCUUUUAUUUAGGUAUUUCAGUAACAAUAUAUCAAACAUAUUAAACUUCUGAAGAGCUUACUGCAAAAAUAUAAAAACAACGAUAUAUUACACUCAGCCCUUGGCAAAAUAGAACUGUUAAGUUAAAAACUAAUAAAUUUAAAGUGCUGUGGCAUAAUAUGAUAUGAUAUCUGAAUAUAUUGCCGUAACAAAUUCUAGCUAUGUUUACUUUUAAAGUCAAACACUUGCCAACAGUGUAAUAGCUAUAAAUCUCUUAACUUUUCCAUUCACAUCAAACUUCCUUUUAAGUUCAAUGUGUUCUUUUUAUUGUAUUGACAUUUUAUUAUUAUUAUUUUUAAACAAAAAAAUUAUAACAAAAACUAAAUGUAAUAGUUAUAGAAAAUUUAAAUUAAGCUAAUAUUAAAAAAAAAACAAUUUACUAAAAACCUAAAUAGAAAAUAAUAAGUCACACACACCCUUUAAAUAUUAAGCCAAGGCAUCAUUGUCUAAAAGAAUAUUGAAACAAUGACAACAGGAAAUUGAAACAAAUACCGUAUUACAACAACAAAAAAUCAUCUUAAAAGACUUAAGCACUUCACAAAUUAUGACGUACAACGGCGAAAUUGUGAAACCUGCUAUAAAAAAAACCAACCAACAAACAAAUACAACAAACAUAAAUUUGUAUUUAAAACUCAAAAAUAAAUUGUAUUAAAAAUAAAAAAAGAACUUACUACCAGUUUAAGGAUUCCAAAUGAAAACUCUGUUUAGAAAAUGUGCAUGAAAAUUAUUCAAAUAUUUCAUAUAGAUCUUCUAAACUUUGUUUUGGUACCCCUAACUAGGCCUUUAAACCAACUAGUUUAACAAGCAAGAAAUUAACAAAAAACAUCAAACUGUGAUUAAAAACAUGAAAGCCAUCUCAAAAAAAACAAAAAAUUUUACAAAACCAACAAUGAGAACAUUUGUUGAUAUUUAAAACAUGCAACAAUUAUUUUAGGAGAAAUUAAAAAAAAAGAACUAAAUGCCACACAAAAUGUUAAACAUCUUAAAGCAAAAUAUCAACCAAUUGUUACAUAUUUAUUUAAAGAAAAAAAGUUAGAAAAUUUAAGCAAAAUUAUUUAUACACCAUUUACUUACAAUAUAAUUUUCGAAUAUAAGUUUUAGUUGGGAGUAAUAUUAUUCAAUGGUAUUUACUAUCAGUUCCUGUAUGUAGAAUGUUUCAUUUAUUACUUAGCAAAAAACAAUUAGGAAGUAGUUCUAAAAUCACAACAUUUUGAUCAUUUAUGAUUCUAAUAUUCUAUAGCUGGUAUUUUUCAAUUCAAAGUUCAACUUACAAAGUUGUUAAAAUACUGUAAUCAUUUAUAAUACGCAUCAAAUGAUUUGUUUGUAAUGUAUCUCCAGUACACCAAAAGAUUCAAUCGUUCAUAAUAUACAUAGAAUAUUUCUAUUAUACAUACAAUUCAGCAACUUGGAUCCCUUCCCUCCUAUGACAACCACGUGUUAAAUUCAUUGGUUUUUGCUGGGUUCUUAGUUGGAUUUUGUUUAUCAAGCAAAUUUAAUAAUGAUGUUUUCCAGUGAUAUUAUGAAAACUGUCCAUUAUACUAAAUUGCCAUACAUUAUUACAAAUUAUUGAAUAUUUGUUACAAGGCGUAUCUAAUAAGGUGACGUCGAAAAGCCAGCUGACUAUUUUUUGCUCGAUAUGUUUUUUCACUUCUAUCUGUCAAAGUUUGUUUACAUUUCGUUAUUAAUUUAAAUUAACGUUUUUGUUUCUUUUAAUAAAAAAUAUAAAAUAGUAGAAAAGUGAAUAAUUGAUAAUAUAAAAGUGAAUGGAGUACUUAUUGAAAGUAAAUUUCACGUAUUUAUUUAUUUUCACCCCUGUUUUUGAUUUUUGCAGUCUGCUGUUGUUUAGCUGUUUGACAGUUAGCAAAUAAUUUUACAAAAACAAAGUACAUGUUGUUUUUGGUAAAGUUGUAUUUGUUGUAGAAUUGGGUAUACCUGUAAGUAAAUUUGCCUUGAUUUGUUAUAAAAUAUAAUAUCAAAUUCUGGACUUAUGUCGGUAAACAAUUAAUUAUUGCCAUCUGUAAUACAAUUUAGGCAACUGACAACGCAAAUGAAGUUUGGUUUGCCAUCCAUAAUAAACUAUAAAUUUUGUUCUAAGUUUUAAAAUAUAUCCUUGUCAAGGGACACUAUUUAGGAUAUUAAUUAUAUUUUACCUCAUAGCUUCAAUAAAGUCGGUUUUUGACUAUCAUCUUUAAAAGAAUAGAUGUGUACAAAAAAUAAAUGAGACUGAAGAAUAUUAGCAUUUGCAUACAUUUUGACUUUCACAUUCACUUAAAUAGAAGAAUGUUUUAAAGAAAAACAAGGUUAGGUGGUUUCAGAGUCAAAUAUAUGACACUAUUAUCUAUGGGUCCCCACCGAACCUACAUAUCAUAAACCCUCGUUCCCAUAACAAUUGGAUUUUUCGCCCUGAACGACCCGAGAUUGUUGUCAAUUCAUCGACACCAGCUUCAAUGUUUUUUCCUCUGCCAAUAACAUUCGACGACUGCAUAUCUGUUAUAAAUAAUGUUAAUAAACCCUAGCUUGUCAUAAAUCUCCUAACACGUUCCAAUUCAAUGCCAGAUAGGUUAGGCAGUUCGUCGAAGAUCGCAUGAAGAUAUUUUGUUCAAACGCUUGAAAAUGCCAUAAAAAGUGUUUAUUGUUUUCUACUCUGACUGAAAUCUCUCUAUAAAACACUAGAGAUAGAGUCUUUGAAAAGUAAUGAAUACUAGAUACGGCAACAUUUAUCUGUCUAUCUUGCAAACGUUCUUGUUGACCUCACCCACCCUGAUAUUUCCUUAUAUUUGGUAUCCAUUGUCCAGGUCACGCAUAAUCCUUGUGUUAAACUACUUAUCCAACUGUGAUUGGACAUAUAUUUAUUCUCGGCAGUUACGAAGACGGCAUUAGAUCCUAGUCAGAUCCGGAAACCUAAUUGAUUUUCAAAGAUUGAGAUGAACUGUGUAAAAGUAAAUGCCACUGCCGUAAACCAUUUAGUACGUAGCUUUUUACAAUAGCAGCAGCUCCAUUUUUUUAAUUUGCCGAGUUCUUUGACACCAAGUGCAGUAGCAUUAGGUUUAGAACAGUGGUCGGCAUAAGGAUAACAUGGAACAAGAAUUAUAAUAACAUUUAAUUUCUCUGUUAUAAUAUGAGCAGCUAUUCGCCCCUGUUCUGUAAAUCUAGUGAUUAAAAAAACGAGCGAUUACUAAAAACAAAUAGUUGACAAAUUUAUGCUCAGCAAAUCGAAAGAUUUUCUUCAUUGAAAACGAGUAAAUUAUUCUAUUUACAAAACGAAAACGUUACUCGGAUUGGAUUUAUAGAUUGAUCGUGAUUUUAGUGGGGUAACAGGUAGAUAUCCAGGCAGUUCACUUAGGUCCAGUAAAUUGGUUUGUGUUACCUAGAAAUGUAAGAAAUAGAAGAGAAGUAGAGGAAGAGAGAUUCCAGUAACAAGUAGUGUUGGAACCAGUUAAAAUUCCUAAUAUAGGCGUCGAUGCAUUUGGAUUCCUUAGCCGAUAGUUCAAAUAGACUGCCGAAUGAACGAUGUCCUAAAACCUAACACGUAAAUCUCAGAGAAUUUGACACAGGCUGUGAAAAAGAAAAUAGUAUCUUCUUCAUUAUUACAGUGCCUAUUAUUCAGAUGUGAACGUCGUUAUCCAAGGAGGUAUGCUGAACGCAUCCGGUCCCACCUAGGCCAUAUAGUGAUCAUACAUGUAGGUUCGCAUCCCACCUUAUUUGAACGAACUCAAAGUAAGCAUCACUAAUAUACGUUGCUUAUAUGUAGACAAUGGAAUUCCACAUUGGAAAACUUUGGCAUCAUCGGGCAUCAUAGCGCCUCUUUUCGCGAAGUCAUUAGCAACACUGUUGUUUAUAAUAUCCCGCACUCAUAUGAGUAAGACUGUUGAAUGAUUCGCCAUCCCAUUCAAGGAUGACCGGCAUUUCUAGGACAGACUCGAUGUAGUGUAUG
Calliphora vicina (urban bluebottle blowfly) is the source of this 7159-nucleotide messenger RNA. RefSeq names its product F-box only protein 33. Gene Ontology annotation, molecular function: protein binding. The record is from RefSeq and is a predicted model, not a curated record. The coding region runs from base 559 to 1914 and encodes 451 amino acids. NCBI's taxonomy places the organism in Eukaryota, Metazoa, Arthropoda, Insecta, Diptera, Calliphoridae. Gene Ontology annotation, biological process: positive regulation of protein ubiquitination. The transcript is spliced from 8 exons.